GACUGGUCAGGCUGAGGUCUGCUGCUCCGGCGCCCCGUCCUGGCACCCCCACCGGCCGGGCUGGGUGGUAUUGACAACCUUCCCCCCGCUGGCCUCAGCCGGCUUGGCUGCUAGUCUUCCGGCUUGGCUCUUCAUCUCUCCGCUUGGGCUUCCCACCCGCAUCCACGCACCAUCUCCCCUCCCGCAAUGUCCUCCCAGCAAGACGACUCGCUCCGCCAGCGCAACCGGCAUCUGCUCAACCUGGCCCGCCGCGCCCGAUUCAGCUCGGCCGCCCAGCCCGCCGUCCGGGCGACAAAGUCCUUCUUCGAGGACUUUAAAAAGUUCAUCAGCCGCGGCAAUGUCGUCGACCUGGCCGUCGGUGUCGUCGUUGGCGGCGCCUUCAGCGCCAUCGUCACCUCGUUCGUCAACGACCUGAUCUCGCCCAUCCUGUCGCUGAUUGUCGGCGUCCAGCUCAAGAACUACUUUUUGUAUCUUCGCGAGCCCAACGAAAAGAUCUGCCCCGCGGACAACUGGCAUAGCAUCCAGACCCCGCAGCAGGCGCAGGCUUGUGGUGCCGUCACGCUUGAUGUCGGUGCCUUCAUCCAGACCGUCAUCAACUUCAUUCUGAUUUCGCUGGUCCUGUUUGUGAUCAUCCGAACCUUCACCCGCAUCAUCGAGAGCCAGAAGAAGAAGGUCGACGAGCACGGCGUGCCCACCGAGCGAGAGUGCCCUUACUGCUUGAAGGAGGUGCCCAUCUUUGCCACCAAGUGCUUCCUGUGCUGCUCCGAGCUCCCUCCCAUCGAGGAGAGCACCAACCUGGACACCCUGGUCAAUGUCCAGCAGUAAGACAUUCCGCGGCUGUUCUGCGGCUCCGCUGUGGCUAUUCUGGGGGUUCCUCUGCUGUUCUGCAGUUCCUCACCCACAAGCCAGCCUUCCGCGAGCUUGGUGAUAUGAUAUCUUGCAUUGCCCUGCUCUUGCCCACCCUCCUUUCUGUAUAUGGCUCCCUACCUCCCUACCACUCUCCAAUCAACCAUGAUCUCGCCUCUCUCUCCCUCUCCUUUGUGCAAAAUGAAAAGCUUUAUUCGACUCUUUGGCCAACGAUCUCACCCUGCUUAAAUACACCCA
Molecule: messenger RNA, 1104 nt
Organism: Polychytrium aggregatum
Lineage: Eukaryota; Fungi; Chytridiomycota; Chytridiomycetes; Polychytriales
Product: large conductance mechanosensitive channel protein
Exons: 2
Coding region: 187-825 (212 amino acids)
Biological process (GO): intracellular water homeostasis; monoatomic ion transmembrane transport
Cellular component (GO): membrane
Molecular function (GO): mechanosensitive monoatomic ion channel activity
Source: RefSeq, a predicted model, not a curated record